UUGAGUAUACUUCCGAAAACUUUGAUGCAAAAGCAAUAAAAACUUUAACUGAUUGGGAUGAAAAGAACAAAGACGUAGAUACAACUUUUUUCGUAGACGAUAACAAAAUUAAACGAGAUGAAAUUGAAGAGUGGCAUAAAAUUCAAUCAAAUAAUCCUAAUAACUGGAAAGUUAUAUUUUAUGAAGAUUUGAUUCCAACAUAUAAAAUAUUAACUAAAUCACAACAAAGUGAAAUUGAAUCUAUCUUAAGCGAUAAAUAUCGUAUUGUUUUUAACGGAAAAACAUUACUCCAUCAAGAUGACCAAACCACGAUAACUAUCAAAUUUCCUGGACCACUUGUCGAUGACAAAUGCCAAAUUUACGGAUGUCUUGUAAAGAAGAACGAACUUGAAGGGUGGGAAAAAAUUCCCAAUGUUAUGAUUAGAUUUGAUAACAUUAAUCGAUAUAGUUGCAGAGCAAUUAUACAUAAAAGUAGUAAAACAAGGUAUAUUAUUUAUAGUUAUCAUCACAUUUAUAUAUAUGAUGAGAGAUAA
This is a messenger RNA of Dentiscutata heterogama, 533 nucleotides long. The record is from the annotation of a GenBank genome assembly. NCBI's taxonomy places the organism in Eukaryota, Fungi, Glomeromycota, Glomeromycetes, Diversisporales, Gigasporaceae.